AAAAAACCCUGGUGUGAUUCCGUCCUGCGUGGCUGUUCUCUGUAGCAGCGUUCGUUUAUCUCUGUCCGCCUUCUCUCCUACCUAAGUGCGUGCCGCCACUCGAUGGAAGAUUCGAUGGACGUGAACAUGAGCCCCCUGAGGCCCCAGAACUAUCUUUUUGGUUGUGAACUAAAGGCCAACAAAGAUUAUCACUUUAAGAUGGAUAAUGAUGAAAAUGAGCACCACUUAUCUUUAAGAACGGUCAGUUUAGGGGCUGAUGCAAAGGAUGAAUUGCACAUUGUUGAAGCAGAGGCAAUGAGUUAUGAAGGCAGUCCAAUUAAAGUAACACUGGCAACUUUGAAAAUGUCUGUACAGCCAACGGUUUCCCUUGGGGGCUUUGAAAUAACACCACCAGUGGUCUUAAGGUUGAAGCAUGGUUCAGGGCCAGUGCAUAUUAGUGGACAGCACUUAGUAGCUGUGGAGGAAGAUGCAGAGUCAGAAGAUGAAGAGGAGGAGGAUGUGAAACUCUUAAGUAUAUCUGGAAAGCGGUCUGCUCCUGGAGGUGGUAGCAAGGUUGCACAGAAAAAAGUAAAACUUGCUGCUGCUGCUGCUGCUGCUGCUGAUGAUGAUGAUGAGGAAGCUGAACAAAAAGCGCCAGUGAAAAAAGGACAAGAAUCCUUCAAAAAACAGGAAAAAACUCCUAAAACACCAAAAGGACCUAGUUCUGUAGAAGACAUUAAAGCAAAAAUGCAAGCAAGUAUAGAAAAAGGUGGUUCUCUUCCCAAAGUGGAAGCCAAGUUCAUCAAUUAUGUGAAGAAUUGCUUCCAGAUGACUGACCAAGAGGCUAUUCAAGAUCUCUGACAGUGGAGGAAGUCUCUUUAAGAAAAUAGUUUAAACAAUUUGUUAAAAAUUUCCGUCUUAUUUCAUUUCUGUAACAGUUGAUAUCUGGCUGUCCUUUUUGUAAUGCAGAGUGAGAACUUUCCCUACCGUGUUUGAUAAAUGUUGUCCAGGUUCUAUUGCCAAGAAUGUGUUGUCCAAAAUGCCUGUUUAGUUUUUAAAGAUGGAACUCCACCCUUUGCUUGGUUUUAAGUAUGUAUGGAAUGUUAUGAUAGGACAUAGUA
Messenger RNA from Symphalangus syndactylus (siamang), 1100 nucleotides. RefSeq names its product nucleophosmin-like. Gene Ontology annotation, biological process: ribosomal large subunit biogenesis; ribosomal small subunit export from nucleus; regulation of centrosome duplication. Gene Ontology annotation, cellular component: centrosome; ribonucleoprotein complex; nucleolus. Gene Ontology annotation, molecular function: chromatin binding; RNA binding; histone binding. Lineage: Eukaryota; Metazoa; Chordata; Mammalia; Primates; Hylobatidae. The record is from RefSeq and is a predicted model, not a curated record.